Messenger RNA from Neolamprologus brichardi, 3333 nucleotides. It is a transcript of the gene pkp1b, whose product is annotated as plakophilin 1b. Gene Ontology annotation, biological process: cell-cell adhesion. Gene Ontology annotation, molecular function: protein binding. The record is from RefSeq and is a predicted model, not a curated record. Gene Ontology annotation, cellular component: nucleus; adherens junction; cytoplasm. Lineage: Eukaryota; Metazoa; Chordata; Actinopteri; Cichliformes; Cichlidae.
GGGCAGGGCAAGGUGCGCUUUCUUCAGACUGCACGAUCGGCGGCUGUCGAAUUUCACUUAUCUCCCGAGGAGCCGUCGGGACAUUUAGAAAAAUGUCGAAAGGAAACCCGUUAAAAUCUGUCAUUUCCAUCGGGAAUGUGGACGACACGUCACUUGCGAUGCCGUCGGUUAACCGGAACCGAAGCGCACAGCAACGUGUCCUGGAGCAAGUUCAAAGUAUGAAGCGGACAAAGUCGAGGUCCAGCACCAGCAGCAGGAGUGGAGCUACUUCUUUGCCUCCAACAAGCCCAACGUAUGACUCUGUGUUUGAAGAAAUUCCAAAAUCACCGCAGAGCACAAAUGGAAUUACGCUUCUUAAGAAUGGCUACUCUAGAAGUCUCAGCUAUGAGAAAAACAGUACCCAGCAAAAAGCCAACAUCUCCCAGGGAUCCAGUGCGAACAGAUACACAGUAUCUUCUGCCUAUCAAUAUAAGAGUCACUAUGCCCCUGUUGGGCCUAUGGGAGUCGGUCAGAGCAACAGCAGCCGCAGCGAGCCCAAUAUGGCAUUACAUCAGCGCACUGUGCCAUCACGUUCGGGCCCAACAAAGAGAAUCCAAACCAUGAAGACUGGUGCCAGCAGGUCACAAAGAGCCACCAGCCAGUUUAUAGCGAGGACCACGGUACCCCCACCGCAGUGUGCUGCAAACGGUUUGACUAAAGCAAACAAUCAGUUCAUAUACAGUCGAAUAGACACAGUUAAAUCCCCAAAGCCGACCGUUACCGAGCCUGCAUUCAAAAGCAAAAUGGAUUCUGGCUCCAAUGGAAAUGCCAAAAUUGAUAAAGCUGAUAUUACUAUGAAGGAGGCUGUGGACUAUCUAGCCAGUGAUGAGGAGACGUAUCAGCACUGUGGAGCUUCCUGCAUCCAGCACAACACUUUCAUUGACGACAAAGCUAAAGAGGAGGUCUUAAAGCUUAAUGGCAUUCCUCCGUUGGUGAAUCUGCUGCGCAGCCCCAGUUUGCAAGUCACCUCUACAGUCUCAGCUGCUCUUCGUAACUUGUCCUUCAAAAACGAGAAAAACAAAGAGGAGAUACAGCGCUGCGGUGGCAUCACGCAGGCCGCUGCGCUGCUCAAAGAUGCAAACUCUUUAGAGCUACAGAAACAACUGACAGGUCUUCUGUGGAAUCUGUCUUCUGUAGACCAUCUGAAGCCAGAGCUGUUGAAGAGUGCACUGCCUGUUUUAAUGGAGCGUGUAAUUCUUCCUUACACAACAGGUCCCAACCAGCUCAAUGGGAACAGUAAAGAUGCUGACAUCUUUUUUCACACCACAGGAUGUCUUAGAAACCUCAGCUGUUCUAAGCAAAGCUACAGACAGACAAUGAGAAAAUGUCGGAGUCUGAUCGACUGUUUGGUCGCUUAUAUCAAAGCGUGUGUGCAAACAGGAAAACAAGAUGAUGAGUCAGUCGAAAACUGUGUGUGCAUCCUGCACAAUCUGACAUUCCAGCUGGAGGCCGAGGCUCCUGAGCUGUUCAUCAGGAUCAAUGCUUUGGGUAAAAACAUAUACGGGAGCAACAGCCAGGACAAUAUCAAUCCCAUCGGUUGUUUCAGCACUCGAAGCAAAUCACUAGAACGUGAGUAUCAUUUUGACUUCCCAGUUAUUGAAGAGUCACAACCUGCUGGGGCAAGCUGGCUGUUUCAUUCCAAAACCCUGGAGAGUUACCUGUUUUUGCUUGGCUCUAGCCAGCGAGAAGAAACACGGGAAGCCUGUUGUGGAAUAUUGCAGAGUCUCACUGCACAGGAAGGCCUCGUCUCCAGGGCAAUUGGUCAAACCAUUGUACAGAAACUGAAUGGGCUUCAGGUUAUCAGUCCCCUCUUGAAUUCAAAAAAAGUCAACCUGCAGAGGAGCACAGUGGAUUUAAUAGCCAACUUGACAAAGAAUCCUGUCCUGCACAGUGCCAUCAGUCGUAAAGGGCUUCCAGAGCUGCUGGUUAUCCUCAGCAAUGGCACCACAGGAGGGAAUGAAUCUGAUGAUACUCUUGCCAUGGCCUGCCAGGCUGCCAGCUGCCUGUUUAUGAAGAAUCCCGAGAUGAACAAGAACUUAUUAAACAACAAGCUGAUAAGCUCCCUGAACGAUCUCAGCAAAAACAUAUACUUCCCUAAAUCCAGCAAAGCGUCAGCCCUGUUUCUCUGCAAACUUUGGUCUGACAAAGAUUUACAAAGCUUCCUGAAACGGCAAGGGAUGAGCAAGUCCUUAUUUGUGAAUGACAUCACCAUGGCGGUACAGCGGUCACUCCAAGUUGUUGAUUAACAGCUUAUCAGACCUCUGAAAGUUGUUCAGUGAAGUAACUCACCUGCAAUGUGUCUACACACCCACAAGACAUAAAAUCACAGAAGCAGAGCAACAUUUCCCAUUUCAUCCAUAAACUCUACAUAGUGCAUCCAUGAACAAAUCACUACAUGAUCUUUUAUAUGCUGUAAAUUUCUGUUUCAUUGUUGGAAUAUGGGUGAAAGUCUAGUACAAUAAGAGCAAAAAUGCAGAAAGUGCACACUUCUAUUUGCUUUUCUCAUUUUUAAUGCUGUCAUGUCAUGUUUUUAUAUACAGUUUGUGUCCAAGCCUUCACUUUGGAACCAUGAGCUUGCAUAAAUAUAUAGUGACACAAUGCCUUGGCUUUCAUCUUGCACUGAAAUGUGUGUCAUAGCAUGUAAUGCACAUGUAAAAUUUUUGACAAUGCAUAACAUGACCAAAUAAAAAAAUAAAUGAUAUUCUGUUAGCAUGGCUGCUGUAGGACAUUAGAUGUAUAUCUCUAUUUGUAAAUACAACUUUUGCUGUUGGGAUGUCCAUCUAUUUCAUAUGUAGGAUUGCCAUUUUGAAAUUAGCUAGCUGUAUUGAACACAGUACUGGUAAUAAAGCUGAAAUAAAUAUAUUCUUUUGGCUGCAAAGGUAAUCCAAGAAUAGUAAGUUUCACGGUCACUGGUUCAGCAUGAAGAAGUUUCCAAUCUCCUUCAUGUCUUGUCACACCCCUUGGCUGCAGUUUGAAAUGCUUCAGGGCAGAUUACCAACUCAUCUCUCGCAUUCUGUUUACUCCACCCCUAUGAUUUAUUUUAUCAAUCCAGGCACUGCAGCUGUUGUUGCGCUCACUCUAUUAUAUAACUGUUGACUAGAUUUGAACUUUGGUCGUCCACAUUUCAAACCACAUAAUCCACUGAACAGCCAUGAGGGGAUUUUGGGUCCGUGGGUAUUAUUUAGAUUUAGACUUCUGGCACAGCUGACCUUUUUUUAAAUAAUCACUUCAUUGUACACUGGAGAUUUAUGUGUCUGAAUGUGUUCAUUAAUAAAAAAGCUUGUAUUACUGUGA